Molecule: messenger RNA, 5418 nt
Organism: Onychomys torridus (southern grasshopper mouse)
Lineage: Eukaryota; Metazoa; Chordata; Mammalia; Rodentia; Cricetidae
Gene: Ubap2l
Product: ubiquitin associated protein 2 like
Exons: 26
Coding region: 137-3196 (1019 amino acids)
Cellular component (GO): nucleus; cytoplasm
Molecular function (GO): protein binding
Source: RefSeq, a predicted model, not a curated record
CCGGGGUGUCAGUGUGGAGGAGACUGAGGUAAAGUUGGGAGCGCAGCGGCGUUGGCGGCGGCGGCGGCGGCAGCGGCGGCAACGCGGCGGGGCCGGUAUUCUUCCUUGUAAAUACUGUUAUUUGUAUAUACUGUAAAUGAUGACGUCGGUGGGCACUAACCGAGCCCGGGGAAACUGGGAACAACCUCAAAACCAAAACCAGACACAGCACAAGCAGCGGCCACAGGCUACUGCAGAGCAAAUUCGACUUGCACAGAUGAUUUCGGACCAUAAUGAUGCUGACUUUGAGGAGAAGGUGAAACAAUUGAUUGAUAUCACAGGCAAAAACCAGGAUGAAUGUGUGAUUGCUUUACAUGACUGCAAUGGAGAUGUCAACAGAGCCAUCAAUGUUCUCCUGGAAGGAAAUCCAGACACGCAUUCCUGGGAGAUGGUCGGAAAGAAGAAAGGAGUCUCAGGACAGAAGGAUGGUGGACAAACUGAAUCUAAUGAAGAAGGAAAAGAAAAUCGAGACCGGGACAGAGACUAUAGUCGGCGACGUGGUGGGCCACCAAGACGGGGGAGAGGUGCCAGCCGUGGACGAGAGUGUAUGCAUGGGGCUUUAUCAAAACCAGCUGUGGUUCGGGGCCAGGAAAAUGGACUGGAUAGCACCAAGAGUGGAGGGCCUUCUGGAAGAGGCACAGACAGAGGCAGAAGAGGCCGUGGCCGAGGAAGAGGUAGCUCUGGUAGGCGAGGGGGAAGGUUUUCUGCUCAAGGAAUGGGAACCUUUAACCCAGCUGAUUAUGCAGAGCCAGCCAAUACUGAUGAUAACUAUGGCAAUAGUAGUGGCAAUACAUGGAACAACACUGGCCACUUUGAACCAGAUGAUGGAACGAGACUUGAUUUCAUUGGGGUUGAGGGGUCAAAUUAUCCCCGAAAAUUUGAGACUGCUCCUGGUGCAUGGAGAACUGCAACAGAAGAGUGGGGAACUGAAGAUUGGAAUGAAGAUCUUUCUGAGACCAAGAUCUUUACUGCCUCUAAUGUGUCUUCGGUGCCUCUGCCUGCGGAGAAUGUGACAAUCACUGCUGGUCAGAGAAUUGACCUUGCUGUUCUGUUGGGGAAGACACCAUCUUCAAUGGAGAAUGAUUCAUCUAAUCUGGAUCCAUCUCAGGCUCCUUCCCUGGCCCAGCCUCUGGUGUUCAGUAAUUCGAAGCAGAAUGCCAUAUCACAGCCUGCUUCAGGGAAUACAUUUUCUCAUCAUAGUAUGGUGAGCAUGUUGGGCAAAGGAUUUGGUGAUGUCGGGGAAGCCAAAGGUGGCAGCACAACAGGCUCCCAGUUCUUAGAGCAGUUCAAAACCGCACAGGCCCUGGCCCAGCUGGCAGCUCAACACUCCCAGUCUGGGAGCACCACCACCUCCUCUUGGGAUAUGGGCUCAACAACACAGUCGCCGUCACUGGUGCAGUACGGUAAGAUGAUGAAUUUGAAGAGUGCAAAUGAUUCCGCAGUGCACAGUCCUUUUACAAAGCGCCAGGCGUUCACCCCGUCCUCAGCCAUGAUGGAGGUAUUCCUUCAGGAAAAGCCACCUGCAGUGGCUACCUCGACAGCUGCACCUCCCCCACCCUCUUCUCCUCUGCCAAGCAAAUCCACCUCGGCUCCACAGAUGUCUCCGGGGUCUUCAGACAACCAAUCCUCCAGCCCUCAGCCGGCUCAGCAGAAACUGAAACAGCAAAAGAAAAAAACCUCCUUGACAUCUAAGAUUCCUGCUCUGGCUGUGGAGAUGCCUGGCUCAGCAGAUAUCUCAGGGCUAAAUCUGCAGUUUGGGGCAUUGCAGUUUGGGUCAGAGCCUGUCCUUUCUGAUUAUGAGUCCACCCCCACCACGAGCGCCUCAUCAAGCCAGGCUCCUAGUAGCCUGUAUACCAGCACGGCCAGUGAGUCUUCAUCUACAGUUUCAUCUAACCAGAGUCAGGAGUCUGGCUAUCAGAGUGGCCCAAUUCAGUCAACAACUUAUACCUCCCAAAAUAAUGCUCAGGGCCCUCUAUAUGAACAGAGAUCCACACAGACGCGGCGGUAUCCCAGCUCCAUCUCUUCAUCACCCCAAAAGGACCUGACUCAGGCUAAGAAUGGUUUCAGUUCUGUGCAGGCCACGCAGUUGCAGACCACGCAAUCUGUUGAAGGUGCUACAGGCUCUGCUGUGAAAUCUGACUCACCUUCCACUUCUAGUAUACCCUCUCUCAAUGAAACAGUACCUGCAGCUUCCUUACUGACGACAGCCAAUCAGCAUUCAUCCUCCUUAAGUGGCUUGAGCCACAGUGAGGAAAUUCCAAAUACCACCACCACACAACACAGCAGUGCGUUAUCUACACAGCAGAAUACCCUUUCUUCAUCAUCAACAUCUUCUGGGCGUACUUCGACAUCGACUCUUUUACACACAAGUGUGGAGAGUGAAGCGAAUCUCCAUUCUUCCUCCAGCACUUUCUCUACCACAGCCAGCACUGUCUCUGCACCUGCCCCAGUGGUCAGUGUCUCCUCCAGUCUGAACAGUGGCAGUAGUCUAGGACUUAGCCUGGGCAGCAACUCUACUGCCACAGCCUCAACUCGAAGCUCAGUUGCUACAACUUCAGGAAAAGCUCCGCCCAACCUUCCUCCUGGAGUCCCGCCAUUGUUGCCUAAUCCGUAUAUUAUGGCUCCAGGGCUGUUACAUGCCUACCCGCCACAAGUAUAUGGUUAUGAUGAUUUACAGAUGCUCCAAACAAGAUUUCCAUUGGAUUACUACAGUAUCCCGUUUCCCACACCCACCACUCCACUUACGGGGAGGGAUGGUAGCCUGGCCAGCAACCCUUAUUCUGGUGACCUCACCAAGUUUGGUCGUGGGGAUGCCUCCUCCCCAGCCCCAGCCACAACCUUGGCCCAACCCCAACAGAACCAGACGCAGACUCACCACACCACGCAGCAGACAUUCCUGAACCCGGCGCUGCCUCCUGGCUACAGUUACACCAGCCUGCCAUACUACACAGGGGUCCCGGGCCUCCCCAGCACCUUCCAGUAUGGGCCUGCUGUGUUCCCUGUGGCUCCUACCUCUUCCAAGCAGCAUGGUGUGAAUGUCAGUGUGAAUGCCUCGGCCACCCCUUUCCAACAGCCAAGUGGAUAUGGGUCUCAUGGAUACAACACUGGAAGAAAAUAUCCACCCCCUUACAAGCAUUUCUGGACGGCUGAGAGCUAAUUUGGCCCAAGCCUGGGGGCUGUGUUUUGUGUGUGUGUAUAAAUUUGCACUGAAGUCUUGUUUCAGAAACCAGACCACUGAGGAGAGCCUGCUGAACUGAGGCCAUGGCCUACGUGGCUUGGGGAAAUGAGUUGGUGGAUACCUUCUGGGCUUUUGAACUUGCCCCUCCCCAUUUCCCUCUCCCCCAUGUGUCUGACCCUGUCUUACCCAUUUCGAGUUCGAGCGGUGCAGCACCUCCGAAGCAUCAAUGCACACACCUGCUGUUGCUUUUGAUUUCUGGAAGGCAUGUAGUUCCAACUUGUAACAAAAAUAUUUGUAGUCUUCAAUAAACUGUGGUAUUUCUUUAGCUAACUCUGCGUUCUUUCCGUGCAUGUCUUUCUGGACACCAGGAGCCAAUGCUGUAUUGUGGAUAAAGGGUGGAGGGUGGCCUUUUCAGUCAAUUCCCAGUAUAGCCAAAGAGCUGUUAGUGUUUCAGUAUAGUCAUUUUUAAGUUGGGGGAGGGAAACAGCCUGUUUCCAGCCUAUUGAUUGGUUGGUAAAGCUAUUAUAAAUAAAAACAACAAAACUGAUUUCCCAUGCUUUUAUGUCUUUACUUUUUCAUGUAGAUUAUCCCCUUGCCUCUGACAUGGGCUGAGGGGAAAGGACAAGAAGUUAGUGUCAAGUCAUAGUGAAAGGCAAAAAGAGAUGGUGUUCAAAGCUGUUGUUAGGGAAGUAUUGUCCAAGGCUUAAUUUCUACAUCUGUUUCUCAAAGGCUAACUGGCUGAUUGAUAUCUGAUCAGGUCAUUAAUGAUCACUCAGUUGAUGACUUGGGCUUUGUGGAAACUGUGCUAACCUGGAGCACUGUUCAUGGUCCUUUGGCUUUUCAGAGAUUGUGAAUUAUUAGUCAUUUUUUACUUGUGGAUGUAGCCAAAGAUAUGUGAGAGAUGUUUGGUCAGACAUCUGGAAAACUUGCACUCACUAACAAGUACACCCAUCAGCCAUUGGUUUAUAGCAUAAAUUUGAACAAUGAGACCACUACCUUUGGUUAAUUGGAAACCAGAUCUUCAGCUUUCCUUGUGUAGUUCCUAUCCCCUCCGGUCCUAUGGAAUGUAACCUAUUUUUCAAGUUAAGUAAGAGAAGUGGGUUCUUGUUUCUUCUGCCUACCACCUACAUUGUCUUGUAAUGAUUUUUUAUCACAGUUGGGAAGUUGGGGUAGGCAGGACAUGUGGGGUGGGAAGAAGAACAAAACUUUUAGUCUGAGAAUCUCUGGAAUAACUAGUGAAAAUAGGGAAAUCAAUGCCUGCUAUUUUUUUUUUAGGUUUUCUAAUACAUAGAGGUUUAUUAUAGCUACUAUACAGGAUUCUCUCUUUUUUCCCUUGCAUUUAUAGUUCUUUAUAUGUUCUGUACAAUUUAAAAUCUGGACUAAACUGUUUUUAUGUAAAACUCUAACAAGGUAGGAGCUUGCUAGAACUGUUUCUCUGUGCCACCCAGCUUGGAUCCAGUCAGUAAUUUCUCCUACCCUGUGUAAGCACCCUAGCUUCUCUUUGCAGAGGGUAACCAAGUCAGCUACAUGCACUGAUCUGUUAGAGAUAACUCAUUAUCUCUUGGUUUUGUCUUGAAAAUAUUCUGUAUCCUGGCUCAUCUCCCCCCUCAAACCUCACUAGCUUUAGUCCUUCUCAUAACUGAACGUAAAGUUAUGCCUGCUACCCACUGUUCUGUCAGAUGGGCAUCUGGAGUCUGAGGAGAAGAACAAUCUGCUACCUCUGGAAGAGUUUGAUAUCUUGUUCCCUUUGUUUACUCUGUGCCCUCCAGGUAUGCAGUUGCAGUUAAGGCUCUGGAGAUGGGGAAGUACUUUUUUUCUUGCUUUAUUUCUGGGUUCUGCUUUUUCUUCCUCUAGAAUUGUAUUUGUUCCUUUUGAAGGGCACUAUCUGGACUUAGGAUGUGGUAGAGUUUAACAGUUAAAUGUUUUUCCCUUGGUACUAGAGAUCAAACCCUGGUCUUGGUGGUUGCUAGAAAAGCACUUAACCACUAACUCUUUAACACUUAAAACCAAUUCUAUUGGAGGAUUCUAAAGCGAUUUUAAAUUUAACUCCUAAAGGCUGCCUUUGUUUUUAGGCAUUGGCUAGGAGAAUUUGAGUUCUGGAAUUUGUGUGGAGACUGCUGUUGAAUUGUGAGUGAAUGGAAGAUUCCUUGUGAUUUUAUCAUUAAUACAUAGCUUCUUUAAAAAAAAAAAAAAAGGCAAAA